AUGGCAAGUCCAUACUUUGUCGAGCACAAUGUGAAAUUCGAAGGCUCCUCGAAACCCAACAAACGCCCGGACAUGUCCUCCUUCUUCGCACAGCUAGAAGUAAUCAAGACCAGCAAUCCUCACGCCCAGCCAAUGCCAAUUGACACCGCGGCGGCCUCGAGACUUCUGGGCGACCAAUUCCGUUUUCUACAGGUGAACAGCAGCGACGCUUCGCAUUCCGAGUUCUUGGAUAACCUGAUUGGGUCUAUUGAAGAGGGAGAAGAUGAGCCAAGCGGCGUACCGCAGACGUAUCUCGAUGAGCUGGAGAGGGUACCGAAGAAGCAGUUGAAACAGGGAGAGACAUGUCCGAUUUGCAAUGAGAAGUUUUUGGACGAUCAAUACCCGUUAGUGGUGGUUCUACCGUGUCAUAAGACUCAUAAAUUCGAUUUGGAGUGUGUUAGCCCUUGGCUGUUGAUGAAGGGUACUUGUCCGCUGGAUCGAAAGGAGAUGAUUAAGAAGAAGGAAAAGCCAAAAAAAGUCGAUAGCGAGGAUGAGGAAGAUGAUGAGAUGGGAAUGUACUCUUGA
Messenger RNA from Glarea lozoyensis ATCC 20868, 564 nucleotides. Its product is annotated as RING/U-box. The transcript is spliced from 2 exons. The record is from RefSeq and is a predicted model, not a curated record. Lineage: Eukaryota; Fungi; Ascomycota; Leotiomycetes; Helotiales; Helotiaceae. The coding region runs from base 1 to 564 and encodes 187 amino acids.